ACCCGGCGGAGCCGAACGGCGCGCCGAGGCUACAAGUGCCGGGGCUGGUGAUUGGGAGACUUACCCGAGGAGCCGCGCCGGGCGAAGCGCGCGGUGCUCGAGCCGCGCCGGGUAACGGAGGCAGGAGGAGGAACUGGGGUUGAGGCACUGAUAGCCUUGGCUACAAAGGGAAAUGGAGACCUCAGGAACAGCUCUCCUGGUGCAUUGCAGCCUUUGCUUCUGUUGGGUUCUUGUCUGAAUGUGUCGCUCUUGCCAGAAUUUCCGGAAGCUGCUGGGGCAUAUCUGACCAGCCCUGAUGGAGCUCCAACACCUUGAUAAGAAGAAUAGCCAGGCAGAGUGGUGUGGUGCUGUGGACUGGGGUUCUGGAGGGCCUCCUAGUGACCAGGCAGAUGUAGCAGCCAGCAGAGCUGCUCUCUGCUGCCAGAGACACUGCAUGUUCACACCCAGGGCAGUAGAGAUGGAAGGCUUUAAAGAUAAUCUUUCUCCAGCAUUACCCUCUUCCUCUUUUCAAGACAGUGUUAUUUGGCCAGACUCCUUCCCAUCAGGACCACUAAACUCAGGGAACCAAAUAACAGCAGAACGGAAAGUCUGCAACUGUUGCAGUCAGGAAUUAGAAACUUCUUUUACCUAUGUGGAUGAGAAUAUCAACUUGGAGCAGUGGAACCAGAGCUCCCCUUCCACGAAAGGGAAUAAUCAGCCAGGAGAUCUUGGCUGGGGAAAUCCAAAUGAGUGGUCCCACGAGGCUGCCAUGUCCUUGAUAUCCGAAGAUGAAGAUGAUACCAGUUCUGAAGCCACAUCUUCAGAGAAGUCAGUAGACUAUGGUUUCAUCAGCGCCAUCUUGUUCUUGGUCACUGGAAUUUUGCUGGUGAUCAUCUCUUACAUUGUCCCACGGGAAGUCACAGUGGAUCCCAAUACUGUGGCAGCCCGGGAGAUGGAACGUCUAGAGAAGGAGAGUGCGAGGUUGGGGGCUCACCUGGACCGAUGUGUGAUUGCUGGACUCUGCCUCCUCACUCUUGGGGGCGUCGUUCUCUCCUGUUUGCUAAUGAUGUCUAUGUGGAAGGGGGAGCUCUAUCGGCGAAACAGGUUUGCCUCUUCCAAAGAGUCCGCAAAACUGUAUGGUUCUUUCAACUUCAGGAUGAAAACCAGCACUAAUGAAAACACACUGGAACUGUCCUUGGUAGAGGAAGAUGCUCUCACCAUACAACGUUAAUUCUGGUUGUACAUGUCUUGAGUCUGCCUUGGCAUUUUAUAUGAAAUGAAAACCAAAACCCAAAAACAUUUCUUAAAAUUAACAGUGCAAUUUAUUUACCUGGCAAGAAAAGUUUAUUUCCGAAACCAAUUGCCAAUGAGUGUUUUUGUUCUCUGUGUAUCUUUCAUUUAGAGAAAAGCCGUGUAAGAUGAAUAAGAAAUCACAAUCAGCUACACUUUUCCUUCUAAAAAACUGACUAAUCCAUGAUGGCCAUCAGCUCCUACUUCUGUUGCAAAAUAUUUCUAAUGACUUGGUGUACAAAUGAUUUCUUUUACGUGAAUAUGGGAUAUUAUUCUUUGGAUACUAGGGGGGUCCUACACAUAGUAGGACAAAUUGGCAAUCCAUUUUGUGAAAAAGAACUUAAACAGUAAUCAAAUCAUAAGGCUUGCAUUUAAUUC
Choloepus didactylus (southern two-toed sloth) is the source of this 1647-nucleotide messenger RNA. RefSeq names its product transmembrane protein 74 (gene TMEM74). Lineage: Eukaryota; Metazoa; Chordata; Mammalia; Pilosa; Megalonychidae. Bases 296 to 1210 code for a protein of 304 amino acids. The transcript is spliced from 2 exons. The record is from RefSeq and is a predicted model, not a curated record.